Trichoplusia ni (cabbage looper) is the source of this 345-nucleotide messenger RNA. Its product is annotated as stromelysin-3-like. The transcript is spliced from 2 exons. NCBI's taxonomy places the organism in Eukaryota, Metazoa, Arthropoda, Insecta, Lepidoptera, Noctuidae. Gene Ontology annotation, biological process: extracellular matrix organization; collagen catabolic process; proteolysis. Gene Ontology annotation, molecular function: metalloendopeptidase activity; zinc ion binding. Gene Ontology annotation, cellular component: extracellular matrix. The record is from RefSeq and is a predicted model, not a curated record. Bases 55 to 330 code for a protein of 91 amino acids.
AUAUUGAUCAAUUGUGUGUUUACAGGUGAAUUAGACGCGGAAACAGCCAAAGUCAUGUCAUUGCCAAGGUGUGGAGUGCGAGACAAGGUGGGCUUCGGAGAGAGCCGAGCCAAACGAUAUGCACUGCAGGGUUCAAGAUGGCGUGUUAAGAACCUGACUUACAAGAUCUCGAAGUACCCGUCGAAGUUGAACCGCGCGGAGGUGGACGCCGAGCUUGCCAAAGCCUUCUCAGUGUGGUCUGACUACACAGACCUUACCUUCACGCAGAAGAGGUCCGGACAAGUCCACAUCGAAAUCAGGUCAGGAUCUUACGUAUAUUUUAUGUAUUAACUAUGCUAUUGGACA